Messenger RNA from Dothidotthia symphoricarpi CBS 119687, 839 nucleotides. RefSeq lists its product as uncharacterized. Lineage: Eukaryota; Fungi; Ascomycota; Dothideomycetes; Pleosporales; Dothidotthiaceae. The transcript is spliced from 2 exons. The coding region runs from base 201 to 839 and encodes 212 amino acids. The record is from RefSeq and is a predicted model, not a curated record.
AGUUUGCUAGUGUUGAGUUUCAUGGAUACCCAUUCACAUCCUACUUUGAUGAUCAUCGAUACAUCUUCUGUAGAGGUAUAUAACUUAUCUUGUAUCGCACUCAAUGCCUCCAUAUUCAUAACCCUCGCCAUACCACAAAAUACAUACUCAUACCAACGCAACAAACCAUUUCACACAUAUCAACCAGCAGACCCGCAAUAAUGAAUAGCCCCUACGAUUACAACUUCACUCGGUCCCCCUAUCCCUAUGGUAGACCGCGCACACGCAGUAAAGACUUUCCUACUCUGAGAGACACAGCGGAUUACAUUCCCACAGCAUUCCAGAACCAUGGUCGUGGCUUACCCAGGUCGUCAGGCGAGCUACGUCCUCACUUUGGCAGACCUGGCGACUCGAACGACGGGUUUGAACUCGAUUAUACCCGUAACGUUGCCGGGUUCUCUGAUUCAGACGAGUCGGACCUCGAGCCCACUGCGUACGACAUCGAGUACUUUGAAGCCGCAGAAUGCGACAGUGCGCAGGCUAGGUUUGCUGGAGACUUAGGUCGGGAAGGCCGAGUCGCUGGUGGCAGUCGGCGAAAAGAGCAACUCAACUCGUGGCGCAACGUCUUCGGAAUCGGCGAUGGCCAUGCAUGGGCCGGCCAGACGCCGUUCAACAAGCCAUUUGCUACGACAACUGAUAACAGAGAAGCUGACGAGUCUCUGUCGCCUUGGGAGUCUAGAAAAACAGGUACGUCGACAAAGGAGACAGUGCCGGACGCUGGCGGAACGCCGCUACGUGCUAAGGCGACUGCAUUUGUUCCUGGCGGCAAUGCGCAUGGUGUGCGGGAAGGCAUGCCAUAA